AUAUCUGUUGACGAAUUAUCCUGGAAAGAUCCCUUGGCUAGCCAGGUUAUUAGCAAUAAUUCAGAUAUUGUGGAGAAAUUAUCUAAAGGCUUAAAAAAAGGAUUCAUGAAACUGGCUCGUAAUAUGACGCCUGAACCCAUACCAAUGGUUAAAAAAUGUUCGGAGAAUUUUGUGUUGAAAGACAUUUGGAGUAACCCAGCAUUCGAAUCUGAAUUUGCAAAAUCAUUAAAUGAGGGGACAUACCAAUCUACCGUCAUAGUGUUAGCAAUUCGAGCUGUAUUAAAAAAUCUCCCUAUGGGAAACUCUUUUUUUAUUAGUACUUCAGAGAAACAAAGUAUCGCUAGCGCUAAUAGAAAAGGAGAAGGAUGUAUCGGGAGACGACCAGAUAUUAUGUCUGUAGUAAAAUAUCUUGAUAGAAUUUUUGAAUUUAUCGUCAAUACUGACAAAUACCAGUUUGGUAUUGUUGGGGUACAAAUAGCGGGAAAUAAGAUACAUCUGAAUGCCCUUGUCAGAGAUAAGGUUAAGGUUAAUCGAUAUUACCACCUACAAUCCGCCAAGAUUCCUGUACAAUUAUCAGAUGCGAGCAUUGUAACUAAAUUUGUUGAAACUUUAUCACUUUUACGCAAUAUAUUAAUUACAAAUUUAUCUUUGUUGUAUCAUGGAUCGGUAUGUAUAUCAGAAAGACCAAAGGAGGAUAGUAUAACCAUAGAUUCUGAAUAG
This is a messenger RNA of Entrophospora candida, 720 nucleotides long. NCBI's taxonomy places the organism in Eukaryota, Fungi, Glomeromycota, Glomeromycetes, Entrophosporales, Entrophosporaceae. The record is from the annotation of a GenBank genome assembly.